This is a messenger RNA of Aspergillus sclerotioniger CBS 115572, 1410 nucleotides long. RefSeq lists its product as uncharacterized. The record is from RefSeq and is a predicted model, not a curated record. The coding region runs from base 1 to 1410 and encodes 469 amino acids. NCBI's taxonomy places the organism in Eukaryota, Fungi, Ascomycota, Eurotiomycetes, Eurotiales, Aspergillaceae. The transcript has a single exon.
AUGCGAAGGUGCUUUCCUCCCACUACAUGGUCGCUCUUCGUCUUCAUAAGUGGGACGGCAUUCCUUUUUGUCGGGAUGUUGGUGUGUGCCUCGGCCAUCGACAAGGCCUCGCAGGAUGUACUAUGGAAGCCAACACGCCCCGAUUCACUUAUCAUUUGGCCCCAAGAAAGAUCCGACCCGGAUGCGACGGACUCGUACGUCAUUACCAAGCGAAUCCGCACAGAAGUUGUUUCUUCACACCGUCCUCGUGGGAUGGCUCCGCGUGUGCAGUUUCCGCCCCUGAUCAUCUUUUGCAUCGCGGCGGGAUACCUCAUGCAAGCAAUCUCCCUGCCCCUACAGCAUUGGCCUCCGCAGGCCCUCCAGUUCUUGACCACAGUGUUUAUGUUCUUGUGUCGAAGUUUCCUCCGCCGCCAGGAUCUGCCCGAUCGGGCGAAGAGAAUCGACACAGGCUGCUGUACGGACUGGAUCGCGAAAAGGUGUCUUCUAGAUCCGCAACGGCUCUACGAGCCCGCCUUGCCCGGUGACGAUCCGGAUAUAAGCUGGAGUUUGUCGUCCAUCAAAGUGAGCGAUGACGACGCAAAGAUUCGGGGCUGCCGCUGCGCACAGGACUUGCUGGAAAUCCGUGAGUUUCUGGCUCGCACGACCCAGGAUAAGGGCUCGCAUACCCAAUUGGCAUCAACUCUCGCACUAGCAAUCAAUGAAGUAACUCUAAGUUUGGCUGAUAACAUGAACGUCAUUACAUCCAAAGGCAUCGAUCACUGGGCCCGGGAGCUAGAGAUCCAGGUCGACGGGCAAGCCACGGAGUCUCUGGAACUAAUGAUCGAGAAACACAAAGAAGGGUGGAAGGCAGAUGAAAACCAGCUCGGGGCUCUGAUCUCGUUAUUGUUAUCAGGCAUCAAUCCCAGGAAGGUCAAAGUUCUCAAAAUGAGCGCAUUAACCAUUGGUCCCAGCCAUGAGAAUCUCGAAUUUGUACUGAGACGUAAGAACUUGUACGACGAGAUUGGACUUUACCAAAUACCACCACAAGACUCUUCCACCGGCUUCCGCGUGACCGUUGAGAAACCAUCACUCCUUGGAAACCGCGAUAUGACAGGCGAGGAGGACGAUGACGAGGUUACAUUUAGCGUUAGUAGGAUUGGUGAAAAUGCCCAUCUGGACAAAAGCUCUGGCGCUAAACUAGCACGGAUCUCGAAAGUCCCCGUGGGACAGCUCUAUGCUCAGCAUAUGUUUGUCUGUUUCAUGUGGACUAUUGGGAAAGCGCUGUCGACAAAGAAAGACAGUGUGAAAAGGUCGGAUCUUGCAAAUGACACACUGUUUCGCAGAAUUGACUUCACCGGGCUUAGUGAUCUAAAUUUUGCGAGAGUGGCAGUGAUGGCACCUCUCUCAUGGUACGAGCUACUGCCGGACUAA